Messenger RNA from Peniophora sp. CBMAI 1063, 795 nucleotides. Lineage: Eukaryota; Fungi; Basidiomycota; Agaricomycetes; Russulales; Peniophoraceae. The record is from the annotation of a GenBank genome assembly.
AUGCCAGUGGACGUGGGAUUCGGUCUUGCCAUAACGGCAGUGCGGGCUUUGCUGGAAAGAUACCAAACGAAGGCCACCGUAAAUGGCCUGCUUGCGGAAUCUGCCAAGCUGUUGAUUACCGCAGAGAGGAAUCUCACAAACGCGAGAGCAGACGAAGAGCGGGCGCGAGUCAUCGAGCGUUGCCACCCCGGGCAGCUCGUGACUCUGGAGCAGGAGCUACGCCGGUGUCUCAGCGCUCAGAUUCACCGCGAGCUUCAAUCAGACGUAUCCCGCUGGCGCGAGCGCCAGUACUGGACGCCCCUUCGCAAACUCGUGAAACUGCACGUCAAGGACUGCCAGAGUCUGAACUUAAACAUUAAAGGCACGAGCGACCUCCCGGAGAGAGUCGGGUUACCUAUCGUAUACGGCGGGGAUGAGACCGACGCCCUGGCCGUGUUACAGCCGGACGUUUUGACAAACAGCCCUGCCACCAGCAAGUCGGCAAACGGGAGCGCCUCUGAGGAAGCUGCCCUCCGGAAUGGACUCACAUAUUUAAUAGUUUUGACUCUGCUCCUGGCACAAUCAUCCAUGCAAGCCUCACAGGACUUGCGUGCUAUUACGCGAGAUAUAGCGCUCAUGAGACGAGUCAUGCUUGGAGAGGUCGCCCUGGAAGCCGACGUGAACGAAUCUCCCACAGCCGCCUUAUCCGCAGCUCACGGGAGCCAAGAGAGCCCUUCCGCAGUGUCUCCAAUGAGCUCGACGGACACCUUUUUCACUGCCCAGGAGCCGGAAUCAUCGGACCGUGAAUCUGCUUAG